GCAUAAUAUUUUUCUUCCUCAUAACAGUAAACCAAUUUUGCCGAGCCAUCUUCUGAAGAAAUAAUACAUAUAUAUAUAUAUAUAUAUUUUGCUUAAUCAUUUUGAUCGCUUCUACUGCAGUUCUAAUCACCAAUGCGAACGGGACUCGUUGCCAAAUCGCAGAAACUUAAAUUUCAUUUUCUCUCGUUUCCAUAGCAUUCCUCUGCCUUUCCUGCUUGAAAAAACCAGCGAAUUAAGACGGAUUUAUCCAUCCAUUCGUUCUCAAAUUUGUUUCAGCAGUGAGGAUUAGGAAGAGCAAGUUGAAAGAUCAAUAUGGGAAACUGUCUAGCUCGUCAAUCAGAUUCUCCAAAUUCUCGUAGCAACUCCAACAAUGGCGCCAACAACAACCAAUUAGGGAGCUGCCAAUUAUCGAUCAGACACAAUAAUUCGAGACUCUUGCAGAGUACAAGCAGUUCCACUCUGCUUGGACGAAGCAGCAUCUCUGCUGGAAAUAGCAGGCUAUUUGGACCAAGUAGCAGUAACACAUACACAACCAGCAAUACGAAUACAUCUCUUUUAGGCUCUGAUAUCAGCCAAACGUUUAAAGUAAGAGGUGAAGAGGAGUUUCCUAAUGGGCAGAUCUUGGAUGUGGCAAACUUGAUAGAUUUCACUUUUGAGGAACUGAAGGCAGCAACUAGAAAUUUCAGACCCGACUCUGUACUAGGAGAGGGAGGCUUUGGCAGGGUGUACAAGGGUUGGCUUAAAGAUAGAGCAUCAUCAAGUAAUAACAGAUAUGAGGGAUUGGUUGUUGCCGUCAAGAGAUUGAAUUCCGAUAGCACACAAGGAAUUACGGAAUGGCAGUCAGAGGUGAAUUUCUUAGGAAGGCUUUCUCACCCCAACCUUGUAAAGUUGUAUGGAUAUGGAAGGGAAAAUGGAGAGCUAUUUCUGGUGUAUGAAUACAUGCACCGAGGCAGCUUGGCUAACCAUAUAUUCGGAAGUAAGAGCUUAUCACAUUACUUAAUUGCUGGACAACUUUCAAGCAUGUUUUUUGAUUUUGUUUGUGCAGGAGGAUCAAAUGUACGGCCACUGCCAUGGGACACAAGGUUAAAGAUUAUGAUUGGAGCAGCUAGGGGCCUAAAUUUCUUGCACUCGUUAGAGAAUAGAAUCAUAUACAGAGAUUUUAAGCCAUCCAAUAUCUUACUUGACAAGAGCUACAUAGCCAAGUUAGCAGACUUCGGUUUGGCCAAAACUGUUCCUUCUGGCGGCAGGACUCAUGUGACGACAAGGGUGAUGGGAACUUACGGUUAUGCAGCCCCUGAGUACGUGGUCACAGGUCACCUGACUAUGAAAAGCGACGUGUAUGGAUUUGGGAUUGUUUUGGUGGAGAUAUUGACAGGCAAAGCGAUAUCUGAUAUACUUAAGCAUAUGGGUAAGGACCAAUCAUUAGUUGAUUGGAUCAAGGCAAAUCUAUUGAGUAGAUGGAAGAUGAGGGAGACGAUGGACAGAAGAUUGGAGGGGAAAUAUCCACCCAAGUUAGCAUUACAAGUAGCUCAACUUGCUCUAAAAUGUGUGGGAACGGAGUAUAAACUCAGGCCACCAAUGAAAGAAGUUGUCGAGGCAUUAGAACAGGUUGAGGCAGCAAAUGAUAAAACUACUGACAUCAGAAAACGUGCCAUUCAUUCUGGAGCAGCUCAACUUCAUGGUCGCCCAGAUGGAGGUUAAAUUGGAAGAGAAGAGUCUCUCCCAAGAAGUCCCUGCUCUAUUGGCAUAUGAUUGAGCUUUGAAAUGGGCAUAUAUAAGUAAGAACCUGAUGAGAUCAAUCAAAGGACAUGUUUGGAAAGGCCACGCUUUCUUUGAGUGAAUAUAUGACAUAUAGGGUACACGCACUCCCUCGAGAUCAUAAAAAACACAUGGCUCUAACGUUGACAAUUGACAAACAACCAAGUGCGGGUCCUUUGGUUCUGCUUUCCUUGAAAUUCUCAAGCUUUUCUAGGGGCCUCCAUUAUGAUGCAAUUGUGAAAUCACACACCAAAGGCAGUCCAUCAAUUUCAGCAAUCUACGUUGUCCAUUGACUUAUGAUUGUAAAAUUUAUUUAUAGGAGAUGAGUGUAUAGUAACUAUUAGACGUC
Prosopis cineraria is the source of this 2107-nucleotide messenger RNA. Its product is annotated as probable serine/threonine-protein kinase PIX13. Bases 313 to 1701 code for a protein of 462 amino acids. The transcript has 6 exons. Gene Ontology annotation, biological process: protein phosphorylation. The record is from RefSeq and is a predicted model, not a curated record. Gene Ontology annotation, molecular function: protein kinase activity; ATP binding. NCBI's taxonomy places the organism in Eukaryota, Viridiplantae, Streptophyta, Magnoliopsida, Fabales, Fabaceae.